AUGGUUCCAGUUGCGACCUCACCACCUGGACUUAUCUCGAUGAAGUCUCGAGUCAUCAACAAGUUUUAUGAGCCCCUGGUUCUUCUGAAGGCAAUGAACGAUGAGAUGACAAACCUGGCCGAAUUCGUCGACCCGGAUGAUCUCAACUAUCGCGGAGAUGUGAAGAGAAUCUUCCAGGCCUUCAUAUACAAGCUAGCUCAUGUUUGCGACAGUACCCCGGGCAACGGGGGCGGUACCGUUACCUCAAUCAUGUUGCUUCACGGUUCCGAGGCAACAAAUGUUGAGUAUCAUCUUGCAUCGAAUCAGCGAAUUGCAGAUGAUCUCAAGAACGUCAGGGCAUACAUCCAAUAUCUACUUGAGCGAUUGAACAGAGCAUCAACGUCAGAAAGGACCUCAGAGCUGCGUAAGGACUUGCUAAACGCAGUACUCUGGUUCAACAGACCCAGAAUCAACUCCUACAUCGUCAGACUUAAGAAAGAGAUACAACGCUGCAUCGAUGAUGCUCGAAAUGUUGAAUCAGUCAUUGAAUCCCUAACAAGCACUCUCGGACUGCUUGAAUUUCACGAUGACAGGAUGGCCACUCAAUCUCAUUCCUCCGAGGUCUGGGUAUACAUCGACCAACAAGCGACAGGAGUUCGUUUGAAUGGAGUCACAAGCAGCUCCUCUUCUUACUGGCCUGAGAUACGGCAUAUGGUUAAUCGUCUUCUGGCAUAUUGUAAGGACAUCGAGUUCUUCCUUCUUGCGAAAGACAACUGGCCUGAGAUAUUUCGAAACUUCGAGAUCUUGAUUCACCCAUCCAGUCACCCGCUCUCGCGACCAGGACGGAACAAAAGUAUGACCGCCGAAGGCAUUGUCGGUCGCAUGACCCGCAAAGAAGAUAUCAUCGAAAAGUUUAGGGAAUUCGUUCAAGACCUGCAAAUCAUGCACUUGGACCAAAGAAUUCAAACAGAAUAUCAAAAAGACAACUUUCAUCCAAUUGUCCACUCGGAGAUUUUGCUGCUCAAUCACCUCGAGAAAACAGCGGGAGGCGUUUCCCCUGACAGGUUCUUCAAUAAUUGGAUGUACAUUGGCAGCAGCAAGCCAACCUGCCGGCUCUGCCAGUACUACUUCGAGGAGCACCGGUCUGGCGUCGGGCAUCGAAGCAGUCACAAGAACCUUUAUAUCAGCUGGCGCGUUCCUGAUGUACUCCAAUCCGAAGGUCACGCAGGCGAAGAGAAGCGACAAGUUAUGGUCGAUAGGUUACUUUUGAGGAUUCGCAAAGAUGCCUUCAAUCUCGUGGAGAAAAAGGUGAGGCCGACAUUCAGAAACCACGAUUCCAUCACGUCAUCCGUCAGCAUGACUUUGCAUGGGAAAUGGAGCGAUGCUUCCGACAUAUCUGAUGUCAUGGCCUCAAUAGGGGGUCUGCAAUUGAACAACGAUGGAGAUACUCACAACAUCGUCAAAUUCUACCUAGGACCAAUGCGCGUAUACUUUGUUCAGGGAGGAGAAAGCGUGCAAGCCAUGUUUCGAUCGUCUACCAGCAUCAGCUCGAACAAGUUCAUCCUACUGGUCAUGAGAAACCUGCAAGGGUCCGCCCAAAAAGAUGUCGACAAGUUCGCAAACGACCUCUCGGGGCGGCAAAGAGUACCUGCACCCGGCUACGAAAACACACCGCAAGAGGAGCGAUAUUGGUACACUUUGCAUCACAUUACCGUUGAACAUCUAUCACGCGCAGAGCCCACCGCUCAUUUGGCAGAGACUUACACAAACUUCUUUAACGAGGCUUUGGAAAAGCAGCCUGUGGGCCAGUGGGCGACUGUUCGUCUUUUGGAAUUCUUGAAGAGGGAAAUGUGUGCGAGCGCCAUCAGGUCAUUCUGCGGCACCGAGUUAUUGGAGAUGUUUCCGGACUACGUCGAGCAGUUCUGGCGUUUCGAUAGCAUCGCUUUUCAGGUUGUGUAUGGGCUACCAAAGUGGAUCAACAGCGGUCCGGUAAAUGAACGCGAUAAGUUGAACGGCAUGACGCAGAAGUAUCUGAGAAAGGCCUUUGCAAAAUUUGAUUGGGACGGUUCUGCGGUGGAUUCCAUCUGGGAGCCCACGUUCGGAUCAAGCUACGUUCGCAAGAUGACCAAAUGGCUUCACGACACAGAUAUGGCUCCGGAGACUCAAGCCGGUUUCUACAUGAUUGCGAUCUUUGGAAUAAACGCGAACACAAUACCAAUCACCACCUGGGCGAUGAUUGAGCUCUUGCGAGAUCAGAAGCUGUUCCAAGCAGUUCGCAGCGAGGCCCUUGAGACCCUUAAUGUGGAUCCCGUUACCGGGAAGCGGUCCUUCAAUGUAUCCAAGCUCAUCUCAAUGCCGCUGAUGCAGUCUAUUUAUACGGAGUGCAUGCGUCUUCAUGUCUCCAUUGCGCUCUCCAGAGAAGUCGUCGAGGCAACCACGCUCCACGGCUUCCGCUUGGAGAAAGGCUCAAUAAUUCAGGCCCCGACACAUUUUGUGCACUUGGACGAGCAGAUAUGGAGCCAAGAAGGACAUUCUGCUUCUGAGUUUUGGGCAGAGAGACAUCUAAAGCAUGUGAAGAAAGUAGAAGAAGGUACUGAUCGACUUACCACCGAAAAGCAGUUUGUAUUGGAGGGAAAGACCAAUGAGUUCAUCCCGUUUGGUGGUGGACCAUCCAUGUGUCCGGGGCGGUUCUUUGCCAAACAAGAGAUUCUUCUCACAAUCGCCAUCCUUGUCACAAAGUUCGACAUGGAGUUUGUUGAGUGGACAAAUUUGGACGGGUCCAAGUCUGAUCGACCCCCUGUGGAUGAUGAGCGGUACUUUGGUACAGCUGCUGUACCUCCGGAUCGCGAUGUCAAGGUACGGUGGAAGAAACUCUGGUGA
Molecule: messenger RNA, 2859 nt
Organism: Colletotrichum abscissum
Lineage: Eukaryota; Fungi; Ascomycota; Sordariomycetes; Glomerellales; Glomerellaceae
Exons: 7
Coding region: 1-2859 (952 amino acids)
Molecular function (GO): iron ion binding; monooxygenase activity; heme binding
Source: RefSeq, a predicted model, not a curated record